This is a messenger RNA of Phyllostomus hastatus (greater spear-nosed bat), 7480 nucleotides long. RefSeq names its product dynamin 3 (gene DNM3). Gene Ontology annotation, cellular component: membrane; cytoplasm; microtubule. The coding region runs from base 75 to 2696 and encodes 873 amino acids. NCBI's taxonomy places the organism in Eukaryota, Metazoa, Chordata, Mammalia, Chiroptera, Phyllostomidae. The transcript is spliced from 22 exons. Gene Ontology annotation, molecular function: microtubule binding; GTP binding; GTPase activity. The record is from RefSeq and is a predicted model, not a curated record.
GGGCGGUGGAUCCCGCGGCGGCGCUGGACUGGGCUGGCUGAGCCCCGCGGCGGCCUGCGGGCGGCGCGGGCAGGAUGGGGAACCGGGAGAUGGAGGAGCUGAUCCCCCUGGUGAACCGUCUGCAGGACGCCUUCUCAGCGCUGGGGCAGAGCUGCCUGCUGGAGCUGCCGCAAAUCGCGGUGGUGGGCGGCCAGAGCGCCGGCAAGAGCUCGGUGCUGGAGAACUUCGUGGGCAGGGACUUUCUCCCUCGAGGGUCAGGCAUCGUAACCAGACGGCCUCUUGUCCUACAGCUUGUGACUUCCAAAGCAGAAUAUGCUGAAUUUCUUCAUUGCAAAGGAAAAAAGUUUACAGAUUUCGAUGAAGUUCGCCAUGAGAUCGAAGCAGAGACGGAUCGCGUGACCGGCAUGAACAAGGGCAUCUCUUCCAUUCCCAUCAACUUACGAGUCUACUCCCCCCAUGUGUUAAAUCUCACCCUCAUCGACCUGCCGGGGAUCACGAAGGUGCCCGUGGGAGACCAGCCGGCCGACAUCGAGCAUCAGAUCAGAGACAUGAUCAUGCAGUUCAUCACGCGGGAGAACUGUCUGGUUCUGGCUGUCACCCCGGCCAACACCGACCUGGCAAACUCAGACGCGCUGAAGCUGGCGAAGGAGGUGGACCCGCAAGGUCUGAGAACCAUUGGCGUCAUCACCAAACUGGAUCUCAUGGACGAAGGGACGGACGCCAGGGACGUCCUGGAGAACAGGCUGCUGCCUCUGCGCAGGGGUUACGUGGGGGUGGUGAACAGAAGCCAGAAGGACAUCGACGGGAAGAAGGACAUCAAGUCCGCCAUGCUGGCGGAGAGGAAGUUCUUUCUCUCGCACCCGGCAUACAGGCACCUUGCCGACCGGAUGGGGACCCCACACCUGCAGAAGGUCCUCAACCAGCAACUCACCAACCACAUUCGGGACACCCUGCCAAACUUCAGGAACAAGCUGCAGGCGCAGCUGCUCUCCAUAGAACAUGAAGUCGAAGCCUUCAAGAACUUCAAGCCAGAGGACCCCACCAGGAAGACGAAGGCCCUGCUGCAGAUGGUUCAGCAGUUCGCUGUGGACUUCGAGAAGAGAAUUGAAGGCUCAGGGGACCAGGUGGACACCCUGGAGCUCUCGGGGGGUGCGAAAAUCAAUCGAAUCUUCCACGAACGCUUUCCCUUUGAGAUAGUGAAGAUGGAGUUCAACGAGAAGGAACUGCGGCGAGAAAUAAGCUAUGCAAUCAAAAAUAUACACGGUAUCAGGACAGGGCUGUUCACCCCAGACAUGGCCUUUGAAGCUAUAGUCAAAAAGCAGAUCGUGAAGCUGAAAGGGCCUUCCUUGAAGAGCGUGGACCUGGUGAUGCAGGAGCUGAUCAACACCGUCAAGAAGUGCACCCGGAAGCUGGCGAACUUCCCCCGACUCUGCGAGGAGACGGAGAGGAUCGUGGCGAACCACAUCCGCGAGCGGGAAGGGAAGACCAAGGACCAGGUGCUGCUGCUGAUCGACAUCCAGGUCUCCUACAUCAACACCAACCACGAGGAUUUCAUCGGCUUCGCCAAUGCUCAGCAGAGGAGCAGUCAGGUUCACAAGAAAAACACGAUUGGAAACCAGGGAACCAAUCUUCCGCCUUCAAGGCAAAUUGUGAUCCGCAAGGGCUGGCUGACCAUCAGCAACAUCGGCAUCAUGAAAGGGGGCUCCAAGGGCUACUGGUUCGUCCUCACGGCUGAAAGCUUGUCCUGGUAUAAGGAUGACGAGGAGAAGGAGAAGAAGUACAUGCUCCCCUUGGACAACCUGAAGGUGCGCGACGUGGAAAAGACCUUCAUGUCUAGCAAGCACAUCUUUGCACUCUUUAACACGGAGCAGAGGAAUGUGUACAAAGACUACCGCUUCCUGGAGCUGGCCUGCGACUCCCAGGAGGACGUGGACAGCUGGAAGGCCUCUCUGCUCAGAGCUGGCGUCUACCCCGACAAAUCCUCAGGGAACAACAAAGCGGAAAACGACGAGAACGGCCAAGCGGAAAACUUCUCCAUGGACCCCCAGCUGGAGAGGCAGGUGGAGACCAUCCGCAACCUCGUGGACUCCUACAUGUCGAUCAUCAACAAAUGCAUCCGGGACCUAAUUCCCAAAACAAUAAUGCACCUGAUGAUCAAUAACGUGAAAGACUUCAUCAACUCGGAGCUCCUGGCCCAGCUGUACUCUUCCGAGGACCAGAACACCCUGAUGGAGGAGUCGGCGGAGCAGGCUCAGCGCCGGGACGAGAUGCUGCGCAUGUACCAGGCCCUGAAAGAGGCCCUGGCGAUCAUCGGCGACAUCAACACGGCCACGACGUUCACCCCCGCCCCGCCCCCCGUGGACGACUCCUGGAUCCUGCGCUCCCGCAGGUCGCCCCCUCCGAGCCCCACCGCCCAAAGGCGGCCGACACUCAGCGGCCCCCCAACACGGCCCGCGUCCGGCCGAGGGCCCGCUCCCGCCAUCCCCUCCCCGGGGCCCCACUCGGGGGCGCCCCCAGUUCCGUUCCGGCCGGGCCCGCUGCCCCCCUUCCCCAACAGCAACGACGCAUUCGGAGCCCCCCCGCAAGUCCCCUCUCGGCCCGCCAGGGCCCCGCCCAGUGUCCCCAGCCGGAGACCGCCCCCGUCACCAACUCGACCCACUAUAAUCCGCCCGCUAGAGUCCUCUCUGUUAGACUAGAGGAUGGGUCUGGCCUGGCAGCUCCUUACUAACGAACCGUGCGAAAGCCACGCACGUGAUAGCCGCUGCGGUCCAUCAUGAGUAGUCGCUUGUGUGGCCAUCCGUAGGCAAGUAGCCCGUUGUACUAACGCACCUGUCACUCACCUGCAUUGCUCAUGGUACCUCAGCCCUCUGGGGGCCGACUCUGGAGAACUGCUGAGUCCGCGAGGCUUUCUGUGUUGUGCCCACCCAGGUAGGUCCGUGGGGCAGCCCCACGCUCUGGGGGGACCGCCUGCCUGCCCUGGGAUUACAUUCGAACCCGCGCUGAACAAGUUUCCCAGCUUACCUUACAGAGAGCCCAUGGAAUAGAAUUCUUAAGAGAUCUCGGACGGUGGGCUUAGACCUAAGCCAUACGUGUUUAUUUUCCCACAUUCAGUUUCGGUUGACAGAAAAGGUAUCGUUUAUUAUCAACGUUUCUGUCUACUCCGUAGUGACCUGUGUAUAGCCUUCCCUUCCUCUUUAUUUCAUAAGACUGCUAGGAAGUAAUUGUUUUUUUUUUUAAAUCAGAGUUUCUUAAGAAGAAAGCUUUUCCCAGAAGCGCAAGGUAGUUUGCAAAGGAAAAGGGAAUGCAUUGCUUGUUCUAGAGGCUUCUCCUAGGCCAGUGUGUUUUGUUUCGUGCUAGAAGCUCAUUCAACAACACGUCAGGUUGGUUCCUUCUGUAGCCCUCCAGCAGAUUUGACUAGUUAAUUUGAGAAUUCGGGAAGAAGCAAAACAUCACGUCUCUAGAAGUAUCUGGAAAAUGUAAUUUCCUCACUCAUUUAUAUAAUCACCUCCGCACAGGUUACAGUGAAGGCUGACAGGGAAAAUAUUUAUUUUUUCAGAGUCAUCCUAAUUUCAGGCAUGGCUGACUACGCUUUGAUACCAACUCCAGUUUAUUUGUUUAUUUGGUUGGUGGGGGCAGAAAUAUUCCUCUCCUUUCCUAACACAUCAUUCUCUUAUGUAAAAAUGUAGCCUACCUUUAAGACAGGCUUGAAGUAACUUUCUGUCCGUUCCAGGCUUUCUUAAUAAAUUGUGAGCCUUCCUAUGGGGUAACCCUAUUUAAAGCAUAGGGACCCGGAAUGAAAAGAAAAGUCAUUUUGUCUAAGAGCAGAGUCCACAACUUUUAUAGUUAUGCAACUGCAAGGUCUUUAUCCGGGUCAUUCCAGAGAACGGUAUUCAGACGCAGAGAUCUAAAGCGAAUUGGCAAAUUCUAACAUUUCUGAAAUUUACAAGAGCCCUUUAGCCCGGGGGUUAAUAGUUCAGCCCGGAGGCCGAGUUUUUGGACGACCCAGGACCAGAUGACCAGCGCACAGGAGACCGCCAGAAGCCGACUGGCGUUUGGUCUGCUAACUGCUCCCAGCCGGUCCCCGCGACACAGUUUCAUACUCCGCAGACGUAAAUCAGGUUUCACCGACAGAAACGUCUCCCUUUGAAAGCAGCAAACAUGAUUUGUAUGUUAACUUCACUUUAAUUUCCUGUGUAGUUUAUACCCAGAGCAGACACCCAUAAACUAUGAAGUAAAAACUUUCAGCCAUUAUUAAAAAGAGAGCUCGCCGGGCCAAACAGUGUUGUUCUGAACUUACUCUAAAGGGUUAUAGCUAGCCCACUUAGGCAAAAACCAGAGAGUUCAAGAUUCCUUAAAAAGGGCACUUCAACUUUUAAGCUACAGGGGAUUGUAUGAAGAUUGCCAUCCUAAAUCCCAUAUCUCAUUUUUCUUUCUGUUGAGAAAAAGUUAACUUCGCCAAGGGGCAAGAAACAUACUAUAUUUUAAAGAUAGUGCCCCGGCUAAAUGGAAAUAUGUUAAGUAAACAUCCAGAGUGAAGUAAAUAGUCUAUAGUGAGAUCUUUUCAUAAAAUCCCCUCUCUGAAGGACUCCCUUUGCUUCUUCCUUCGAAUCUCCAGAAGGAGGCAGCUCGUGGAGCGUGUGCUCCCGGGUUUGGCUGUGGGCGGCAUGUGGUUCGCGCCUUGCUGCGUUUCAGAAAUGUCCUUCUGUUCACGGCAAAUGUUGUGCACAACCACGGGUGAGCUCUUAGUUCGGCACAAACCAUGUCAAAGAAGAGUGGAGAUUCUUUUCCCAAGGCCCUUUCCCCGGAUCUUCUGCAGUCGGAACAGUGGCAUUUGUCUCCUGUGGCCCCUGCUCUCCGAUUACAGCCCCACGGUCUCACUGUCCCUGCUGCCUCUCCUGCGGGCGCCUUUUUGUCCUAGUUCACUCCUGCGUUGUCUCUGACGGGACCCAGCCCCCGCACCCCGGAAUUUCAGCCGGCGUGUCGGAGAGCGUGUUCAGUUGGCCGCAGUGCGAUGUGCUGUGCUGAGCCCUGACCCCGCUCCCCAGCGGGCCUGCGCCCCGCUAAGGGGAGGCGUCAGUGUCGAUGGGGGGAACGGAGUUCGGGAUGGAAGGACAGCAUUCCCAUCAGGCCUUCAGGCGGGAGUGGAGCUUAGUGAGCUUUCUGAGUGUUUCCCGCUCCGCUUCACGUCUCCUGUAGCUUCCUCCCAUCCCCGGUGCGGUCUGCAAAAUACACGGAGCUCUGUCGUGUCUCGUGGAGCAAAAUAAAACAUACAGCAUUUCAGGAUUUGGAAAAACAAGCUGUCUAUUUGAUAGGUAAAUCUAUGUUAACGCCACAUGCUAAAUCUUGCAUGCUUAUUGAUUCGUUGGAAUAACCAUGUACUCAACUGUGGACAGAUUACUGAAAUAGUGUUAACUUAGAACAGCCCUAUUGCAUUUCCAGAAGUCAUCCACCCAAAUGACUCCCCUGAACAUUGCUUCUAGCUGUGUCUUGUAACAUAGCAGAGCAGUGAGGUUGUUCAUUAGUGAAUGGCCUAGGCAUUCCGGUACAAACCCACCUAUCCCAAAACUGGCCAUAAUAGAACCAGUUCCUGUGAUAUAACUAUGAGCCUCCUGAAUUUAGGGUUAAAAAGUAGUCAUGUAGAUUAAUUUUAUGACUUUUUAGUAUCGUGUUAACCAUAAUUCUCCAGUAUGAAGUGGGACCUAAUACCAGUAUGUGGUACAUGUUGAUGUUUUCCGUGUACAAACACGUUUUCUAUGCAUGUGUCUCCAUGUAGAACAGUGCACACGUAGUGCGUGUGUUUCUGUAAGUUCGUACAUUCUGUGCCCUUGGGCGGGUAGGUCUAAAAGUGCUUGUCAAAAUGCCACAAGCAUGAGUGUGAUUGUGUGUGCGCCGUGCAUACGCGUAUGUGGAGGGAUGUAAAUAUUUAUGUAUACGUGUGCUCUGUAUGUGUGGGUGCAAGUAUCUUUUUUAAACUGUGCCAGUCCAAGAGGUAGCUUUGGAGAAUCUGCUAUAAUGCAUGGUAAUAGUGGUUCAAUUCUCAGAGUACCUGAGGUAUCCAAAAGUCUCUCCAGAUUGUAUUCAUUCUGAGACGCACAGAGAUAGGAGUUACCAUGACAGCGUGAUGGCGUAACUUGCACAGGCAUUUAUAUCUAAACCCACAGCACCGCUAUCUAAGAUGGAAAGAUAACCUUGCCGAUGUAGUUUGAUCAGAAGUGUGAGAUCCAGAAACCUGCUCUGAGGAUCUCUAAUUAUCCUUGGAUUGUUGAGCUGAGUCUUAAAAAGCUAAGUUGGUCUACACAGUCAUCUUUUCUCUACAGUAAUUCUUCAAAAAGUAUAAAGUAGAGGGCUACAGUGAUGUAAUAAUGAAGUGGAUCCUUCUGAGUAAAUGGGCUAAAAACGCAGGGGAGGAGUUUCGUUAACACCUCGGAGGGGGGUCAUCGGUCCUCUUUGUCAGGCAAACAUUUUUUACUUGGAAAACAGUACAAUCACUUGGGAUGGACAGGAAUCUCCUUGACCUUGAGGAUGGACUCUGCAUAGUAGCUCUCUGUGUAUGGAACUCCGUGGAAGAAGAUAGCAUGUGGGACUGGAGCCGUGACUCCUGUGUCAUUUCCCCAGGAGGACAGAUGGCUGUGAGCUUGGAGUAAUGUGAACGCAUCCGGCCGAUUUCAGAGAAACGAUUAUUGGUUCACUCCGUCCCUCGGUCCUUCCUUAAAAGCCCAAAUGUGUGAGAUCAUCUUAAGUCAUGCUGUCUGGUUGCCGUGUUUAAAAUGAGGAGGUGCUCUGUAUAACGACCUUGAAGAAAAUGUCGAAGCGAUGAAGUGUAAGCUUUUCUGUUGGUGUAUCUGUGCCAGAAUGUGCGAGUGUGUGAGAACAGGAGAUGGGAAGUUCAAGGCCAGGCUCUCGUUUGUCUUAAGACCUGUUCACACUGGGGUGUUGGCGGGACUUCCCGCCUGUCUGGGCUGGGUUGCUCAGCUCGAGGCGCUCACUUCUUUAGUUUUCACCCUUGAAUUUCUGCAACUCCACUCACUGUGUAAUGUUUUUCAAAUUAUGAUGGAAGUGACUCUGUCUGUCCCUUGCAUUGUCUGCUGCCAAUUUGAUGAGAAGUAUCCCCCCCAACCAGAAGUCCACCAUUACUUGAUUUGCGUGUGAGUUCACGUGUACAGCCUGUGUUUCCCUUGCUCGUCUGUGUUUAUUUUCACUCCCCUUUUUUCAUUCACACUCCUUCUUUCGCCUUUGUAUGAAAAAAGUGGUGUACAGAAGCAAAAUCUCGUCUUCUCUGUUGAGUCUCUGGUUAAGUUGAGCCAGAACACUUUCCCCUGUCUUCUUGGCACUUUGCGGUUUCUUAAAGCCGUUGUGUGGACGGACCCUGUCAAUGGAAUUUUUGAAACCAGGUCCGGAAGCAUGUGUCAUUCUCGAAGGUCACAUGUACCUGUUGUGAAAAUGUGAAGCUGUAUUUCUGAACCUGAAAUAAAUGAUAACA